Messenger RNA from Echinococcus granulosus, 1110 nucleotides. Its product is annotated as Coiled-coil domain-containing protein 37. The coding region runs from base 1 to 1110 and encodes 369 amino acids. The transcript has 9 exons. NCBI's taxonomy places the organism in Eukaryota, Metazoa, Platyhelminthes, Cestoda, Cyclophyllidea, Taeniidae. The record is from RefSeq and is a predicted model, not a curated record.
AUGGCUCUGUUGAAAUGCUCAAUUAACACAAGGAUAGAAGAAAUAUGCAAUAUGCGACGCUUGAUAACCAAAGAGAGGCAGAAAUUGGAUGCUGAUAUUAAGGAAUUCGAACGCAACGAAGCAGAAUUUGAGGAAAGCGUCAACGAAAGCGAAAAAGCCUUAAUUUUGGCAAUCAUACGGGCCGAAAACCAAGCGAAAAAGCGGAUUGAAAAAACUGAGGAGUUUAGGCUUCUCAAUGCGCAGUAUUUGCAGUUGCAGGCGGAAAUAUGUCGAAAUGACAUAAAACUGCAUGAUUAUCGCGGUUAUCAGCGUUUUCUUGAAUCUUUAGUCAAAAUGAACGGUCAGAAAAAUGGGGAUGGGAAAAUACAGUCGAAGACGGAUCUCCGAAAAGAAGCGAAAAGCAUGGACACAAGCACUAAACGUUCUCCAGAUGAAAGGCAGGCUGACGUUUUAGGCACGGUGUUAAAAGCAGUGAUUAAAUUCCAAAGACAGUUACAAGUAAAACCACCAGAUACGUCCCCGUUGGAAAAACCGUCCGUUGAAGAUGGAGAAAGUUCCUCAGAAGAAAGUUUUAAUUUGAAUAAGUGCUUCAAGGAGUCCAGUGAACUUAUAGACCUACUAAAAGAUCUGGAGAUCUCCAACCUCUCACUCAUUCAAAACUGCCAAGACGCAGAGGAGACAAUUGAAUCCCUGAGAAGAAAAGAGGAAAUGCUUAAAACUGAAAGUGCCGAUGAGGUCAGAGAUCUAGUUGAGAAGAUGAAUCGACUGAAGGCGGUGGUGUUAAAGAAGGAUAAUGAAUUUAUGGAAGAGUUUGGUAAGGAAAUUGCAGUGGCACAAUUCGCCCAAAUCGAGGCCCACCUUGCCACUCUACUCACUUUAGUGACAGCGGCUGAAAGUGUUUCCGAAGCGCGCGUGGCAACAUUACGCCAUUCAGUACGAGUAACUCGACUCAAUGAGUUUCACCGCCAGCAGCGUGAGGCCGAGCGUAGGCGACAGGAGGGGAGGAAUCAGCGUAUCCUCCUAAGAGCUCAGGCACCACCACCACCUCCCGAAAUGAUGUUGAGGCUUACAGUAAAGGAAUCCGAGAGUAGAAUGGAGCAGAAAACAUAG